AUGCCAAAUGUUUGGUACCCGGAAAAUUCGUAUCCUCUCUGGAAGGCAAAACGGGAGCUGCAAUCAGAUCCUUCUCCGCUCUUCUUCGUCUGGAUUUUCUAUCUUUUUUUUGCGACCUCCGAGUCUCCUUCCUCUUCCUCGUCCCUUCCUCUUUUCAAUGAGGGGGACCGAGGUGGAAGUUUUUCAUCUACCUCUAUAUGUACACCCAGCCCUGGGAGUAAAAGGGCUUGCUCCUGCACUUUCUCCGUCUUCUGCUACUGUCUACCUAUCUUUUGUGGGCUGCUUCUGCCGCUCUCCUUUCGGUGCUUUGUGUUCCUUCGCCAUCUGUUUCUUAGACGAGAAGUCCUUCUUUGCAGCUUCUUCUGUUUUUGGUGCCGUAGGUUGCGUCGGGUUCUUUCCGGUACACGCUCGAGAUACGUGUCCGAUAGCACUGCAGGUCCAACAAUUGGGACGACGACCUUCGACCACAACCAAGAUACUACGUCCCUGGCAUAUAUGCCAGCCCCGAUUGUGACACAUCACAGAAGCGCACCGCCGAGUCCCACGGGUCACGGCGGUAGCAGUAUCGAGAUCCACACAUCCCUGUCUACGGACGAUGCUUUCACUAUCAUCCCGGACGACGUCGAAGCGCACAGGAUUUCAAAUAAUUACCUGUUUGGAUUUAAGAAAUGGAAAAGUCAUAUUUCGACUCGACCGGUCGAAAAUCGUUCCGAGAUUGUUCAGGAUCUGUACAGCGAUAUCAACAAAUCUGUGCUCCCCGUCCGAGUCUCCACGGUUAGGCCCAGCAACAUCCUCUAUGUAUUGUUUAUUGGUUGGUGGCUGGCCCUAAUCUAUGCCCUGAUCGCCGUCGUCAUGUUCCUUACCUACUUCGGAAGAUCCUAUGGGUUUUUCUGUCUAAAAAUGGCGCGCUAUUUUCUCUGGCCGUUCGGCUUCUUCGUUCAUCUUGUCGAUACUCCACCCCCUCUGGAAUUGUCAGCUGAAGUUCGCGAAGAAAACAAUCGAAAUAUGGAAGACGGUGAACGUCAACCGAACGAACGUACGAGUCUGCUGAAAAAAAGCAGGUCUGCCCAGUUGGCGAAUGAAAGAUGGAAGUAUUGGUACAAACCCAAAACCUAUCUCUGGUUCCUCCUUGGAGUACCUAUCCUCAUGGUGUGUCAUAUACUCGUCUUUAUUGUUACCUGGCUGUUAGUCAUAACCAUUCCUAUUGCCAAAAUCAACAGCAAGACCAUCAGAAAGGUGUUGUUCCUCCCCCCGGAACAUAUUGAUAUCUGCAACUCCAAUGUUAUCCCCAAAGACAAUAUACGACGAAACGGCGAGAUCAUAAUGUACACACACCAAUCACUAAAUAUUUAUUACUACAAAUACACUGUAGACGAUCUCCACUGCUCCAAAUGUGAAAAAGUUGAAACUUGGAUUCCCAUAAACGGCAGCUCAGGCGAUUCUUCAAACUCUUCAGCUGUUGGAAUGCAGUGCUCCCAAUGUAGCCAGUCCCUGUUCGGUCUGGAUGGAGAUACUACUCUUUACGACAAGCACAUCUUGCCCCUGGUAUAUACCUGUGCUCUUCUUCUUCCCAUUUCAUACAUUAUCGGUUUGAUUUUCAGCAUGAAGACCCAUUUUGGCCAUGUCUAUCACGAAUUUUAUGAUCAAAUGGCAGAGGAAGGGUCAGCACAUCGUGGACACCAUCAUGGUGCUCCUCAGUGGUCAAGAAUUAAAUGCAUUAUCAUUUUAUUUAUCAGCACGGUGCUGAUCUCUCUUUUGGCGGAUAUAAUGGCUAACAAUCUGCAACCUUUGAUGGAGUCACUCAAAAUGUCUGAAUAUUUUAUUGGGGUCACUCUGAUUGCUAUUUUGCCGGAACUUCCUGAAGUUGUCAACGGGAUCCAGUUUGCACUACAAAACAAUGUGGCAAUGGGAAUUGAGAUUGCCAUCAACACGUCAAUCCAGUGCUGCCUCUUACAGGUCCCCCUCUUGAUCCUCAUCAACCUUAUCUAUCCAUUUGGACUGUACAUGAUUUUUAGUGACGUCCACAUGUUUGCCGUCAUCUUUGCUGUAAUAGUCAUGAACUAUACUUUGCAAGAUGGACGCAGUAACUACUUUCAGGGAUCAGCUCUACUUCUCAUCUAUUUUGUACUGAUGGCCAUGUACUACUUCACGCCUACACCUAAAGUUGUCCAGUGCUAG
Molecule: messenger RNA, 2178 nt
Organism: Acanthosepion pharaonis
Lineage: Eukaryota; Metazoa; Mollusca; Cephalopoda; Sepiida; Sepiidae
Source: the annotation of a GenBank genome assembly